Solanum dulcamara is the source of this 780-nucleotide messenger RNA. RefSeq lists its product as uncharacterized. Bases 1 to 780 code for a protein of 259 amino acids. Lineage: Eukaryota; Viridiplantae; Streptophyta; Magnoliopsida; Solanales; Solanaceae. The transcript is spliced from 2 exons. The record is from RefSeq and is a predicted model, not a curated record.
AUGAAAAACACAUCACAAUCAUCUGAGGGAAACUCUUCUUCUUCUUCAUCUGCAGUAAUAGAUUCUAGCAGUCCAUAUUAUCUUCAUCCCUCAGAUUCUCCAGGAAUGAAUCUUGUGAAUUUCGUUUUCGAUGGAACUGGUUUUGCUGCGUGGAGAAGGUCCAUCAUUAUUUCUCUAUCAGCUAAGAACAAGAUGAGUUUUAUUGAUGGUUCUGCCGAAAUACCAUCUGCUGAUACACCUGAGUUCAAGUUUUGGACUAGGUGCAAUAACAUGGUGAUUUCUUGGUUGCUUAACUCUCUUUCAAAAGAAAUUGCAGGGAGUGUGAUAUACUCUAAAUCCGCUAAAAAUCUCUGGACUGACCUUCAUGACAGGUUUGGUCAGUCCAAUGGAGCUCAACUCUAUCACCUUCAAAAAGGCCUCACAGAUCUAAUGCAAGGAACAACUGAUGUAGCAGGAUAUUUCACAAGAAUCAAGAGGAUUUGGGAUGAGCUGGAUGCUCUCUCCAGCGGAGAAAUAUGUUCUUGCAACUGCACCUGUGGAGUAAAGAAGAAAGUAGUCAAAUCCAAGCAGGACGAAAGAUUGAUCCAAUUUCUAAUGGGACUUAAUGAUGUUUAUACAGCAGUAAGAAGCAACAUACUCAUGAUGUCACCUCUCCCAAAUGUGAAUCAUGCGUACUCUCUCCUCAUUCAAGAUGAAAAACAGAGAGAGGCAUAUGUUAAUCCUAACUUUCCAGGUGACACAUCUUCAUUUCUUGCAACACAUCAGAAUUUCUCAGAAUAA